Molecule: messenger RNA, 3158 nt
Organism: Thrips palmi
Lineage: Eukaryota; Metazoa; Arthropoda; Insecta; Thysanoptera; Thripidae
Gene: heix
Product: ubiA prenyltransferase domain-containing protein 1 homolog
Exons: 2
Coding region: 256-1236 (326 amino acids)
Biological process (GO): vitamin K biosynthetic process; menaquinone biosynthetic process
Cellular component (GO): Golgi membrane; endoplasmic reticulum
Molecular function (GO): prenyltransferase activity
Source: RefSeq, a predicted model, not a curated record
AGGUGUGUCGGUCACGGUGUCUGCCCGACAGCAGACAGCGGUGUUGUAAAGAACAGGUCAGCAUAGCCUAUCUUUAGUUUUGUAUUCUGAAAAAAUUCAGAAUAAGUUUGGAUGUUGCAUUUAAAUCUUAGCACAGACACAGUUAAGGUGUGAUUGUCCUUUGAAAGGCAAAUUAAUGCUUUAAUGUUUUUUCAACAUAUUGAAUUUUUACGUACUUCAUUCAAGUUACCACUGUGCUUUCAACAUUGAAAAUCUAUGAUGGAUAAUGGGCAAACAACAAAAACGGUGCACCAAGUGACCUCAGCUCAAACGGACUCCAAACCUACUCUGAUGAAAGUGUCUUCGUACUUAUUGGCAUUAAGACCAUGGUCACUGAGUGCAUCAUUGAUGCCAACUUUAACUGGCUGUGCGCUCGCCUAUAAACUUAGUCCUAAUGCUGGUUUCUUUAGUUGGGUAACAUUGUUACUCACUCUCUUAACUGUUUUGUGUGUACAUGGAGCAGGAAAUCUUGUAAACACAUACUUUGAUUAUGUAAAAGGUAUAGAUGGACGUAAAAGUGAUGACCGAACUUUGGUGGAUCACAUUUUGUCUAAGGAUGAAGUUGCAACACUGGGAGGAGUGCUAUAUGCAGCGGGUUCUAUAGGAUUCCUUCUCCUUGCCGCAAUAUCACCAGCAAAGAUGGAACAUUUAGCUCUUGUGUACUUUGGUGGAUUAUCAAGCUCUUUUCUUUACACAGGUGGCAUUGGUUUAAAAUAUAUAGCUCUAGGAGAUGUUCUUAUAUUAAUUAUAUUUGGCCCAAUAUCUGUCCUUUUCGCAUUCAUGUCUCAAAGUGGAAGAAUAGAUUUUGCCACCAUCUAUUAUGCGAUUCCACUUGCUUUGAAUACUGAAGCAAUACUCCAUAGCAACAAUACUCGUGAUCUAGAAAGCGACCAACGAGUCGGUAUAGUUACUUUAGCUAUACUUAUUGGUCAUACAGCAUCUCAUAUUUUGUAUGCAUUCCUUUUGUUCACUCCAUACAUAUUAUUUGUGGUCUUGGGGGUGAGACUAAGUCUUUGGUUCUUACUGCCACUUGUAACUCUGCCAGCAGCCUUUGACAUUGAAAAGCAAUUCCGAAAUCCUGAAACUAUUCAAAAAGUACCCCAAAAGACAGCCAAAUUAAAUCUUUUCUUUGGUGUCUUGUAUGUUAUAACUAUCAGUAUGGUUGAGACCAGUCAGCUACCUUUCUUAAAUCAUUAGAUUCUACUAUCUCUUUUAUAAAUGAUGUGCUUCAUUAUAAAAUAUUUCAAGGCAACCUUAAUGUGAUUUUGUGACUACAGAAGUAAGCUAUCCUUUUAUCGAAUUUAAAUCAUCAUUCUAGUAACAUUGGUUUUUAAAAUUUUGUAGCUUUAGGACCUUAUUUACAGAUUUACUUGAGGGAGGACUGUAUGGGCUCUAGCUGAAAUGUCUUGUUGGUGGCUCAUUCUUGUCUUGUCUUAAGAUUAAAAACAUGGAGUCUUGUAGGUGAACCCUUGGAAUUUAAUAAAUGUUGCACUCCAAUUACUUUUUUUUUUUUUGCCAGCCUUUUUGUGGGGGUAGAUUGUGUAACUAAUGUAGUGAGAAUAGAAUGUCAAUCCGUUUUCCAAACUUGUUUCUGAACUAAUUUAAAUGCGAAAGAUAUCCCUAGUUAUGACUGAAAUUACGUAAUAAACCGAUGGUGAAACCAAUAGUGCAUAAUGUGCGUAACAAACUCAGUUGGUCUCUAUUUCUACAAUUUGGUAUCCCUUUUUUAUCAAACAAAUCUCGUUAUCAUCAUAUGUCUAUGUUUCACAUCGCUCAUUUCUUUCGCCAUCUAACAAAAAAUGGCCUUAGUAAAUUAAGUACUUAAACCCUCCUUCCCUAAAUCUUUUUUCUUUCCUCAUUUUUGACAUUGCUGUGAUUGAACCUUUACAUAGAGUGCUUUCAUUUGGUUUUAUCCUGAACGGUGUGUACUUACAGCAGGUAUUGAAAUCUUAAGUUUUAAUUUGCCUUUGUCAAGUGAUGGUAGUAAUGCUAGAAGUAGUAGCAUGUCUAUGCAAUUAGUCACUAAGUGAGUUUUAAUGACAUUGAUUUCUACAUUGAUAGUAACUUUGCAUAUGUCUUACCUAGCUUAACAAAGUUGUUGUCUUUAAGAACUUAUUUAUUUAUGUAAUAAUAAUAUAUUUUUGUUAUGGCUACCUAUAGUGGCCUGUUGCAUAUUCUGUGGAUGCCAGCAUAAGUAAGUAUCGAUGUGUCAUGACAAUAACAAUACUACAAGUUACAGUAGACAGUUGACUGAUGUUCUUUCCAAGGGAAUGGAACUUUCGCUGGAGAUUUUCCCUCCCCUUUCCUUUCAAAGAAAUGAUUUGGUAUUUUCCCUGCAUCAUAUCAUGCUCUACCUCUGUUAACAGAAAAAGCAGAUGUUUCAAACAUUUCAUAUCAUAUUUUAGACAAUAUCUGUGACUAAAGGGAUUAGUGAAUUUGUUUGGUCUUUGUUUGGUUUCAAAUUAAAUUUGUCUGUGGGAAUUUUUUUUUAAGGCCAUGUGUUUAGUAUGUGAACAUUUAGGAGUUAAGAAGGUAUGUUGGCAUCUUCAGGCAAGUUGAAAGUCAAUGCGUUGUUUAUAUUGUCCUUAGUGCUACAUUUAACUACAACUUUUUCAAAUUUUUGUUAAUUGGGGAGGGAAGAACUUUGAUUUGCUUGCAGAGCAGUGCUUUGAUUGUAAAAAAUAUAUGGUAUCUUAGACGUUUGAUGAUUGGGAACGUACUUUUACAUCACCAACUUUUCAAUAUGGUAUGUUUUGAAAACUGACAGUGACCAUGCUUACUGUUUUUGAUCUGAAGGCAGUACCACUUCCAACCUUUCUUUUAACUAUGGCCUUGACAGCUGCACCUAUGACAAGGGUGUUAUGUCAAUUUAUUUAUUUAUUUAUUUAUUUAUCAAUCCAUCUCCUUUCCAAAAGAAGUGAGUUAUUUCUUAGCAGCUGUUCCCAGCCUUCACUUUGCUCUAGCUCUAAGUAAGAGUAUUGCGAUUGAACAGUGAAUUUUUUUAAAACCAGCAUGUUGGUGUGUCAUUUGUUCAGUUAAUGCUUGCCAAGAAACUCAAAAAGUGAUAUGUCUGAUUAUUUAUAUUUGCUUUUAUAUUAAAACUAGAUUCUAUAAAUCCA